Messenger RNA from Aegilops tauschii subsp. strangulata, 861 nucleotides. Lineage: Eukaryota; Viridiplantae; Streptophyta; Magnoliopsida; Poales; Poaceae. The record is from RefSeq and is a predicted model, not a curated record.
AUGAAGGCAUACACGCCGUCUGAGGACAAACUCCUUUGCGAGUGUUGGAGGGACAUUGGGCAAGACCCCAAGGUCGGCGCCGAACAAAAGGCAUCAACCUUUUGGCUUCGUGUUCAUCGUGAGUACUAUGAACGCAAGAAGUUUGUGUUGUAUCAAAUGCAGAGCAAGCGUGUGUGGGUGUCCCUCUCGAAGCGAUGUAGGGUGAUACAACAAGAGUGCAACAAGUUUUGUGCCACCCUUGAGACCAUCAAGGCAUGCCCCGUGAGCGGCAUCGACAUGAAAGAUAUGGCAUUCCAAGCUUUGGAGGCAUUCAAGGCCCAACAUGAGGGCAAGUCCUUCAACCUCUCCCGUUGUUGGAUGGUCAUCAACGAGGAGGAGAAGUUCAAGGCGCAAUAUGCUGCUGCCAAGGCGCGUGGGGGGGGGGGAGCCGCCGAGGAGCUUGGCGAGGGCGAAAAGCCAAGGCUGCGGGACAAGACCAACUCCAAGGAGGAGGACAAGCGCGGUGCGGCAUCGAUUGCCUUGCUUGCAACUGUGGAGGGCAUGAUGAGCAAGGACACAAGAGAGGAGAAGCGCCGACAAGACAAGGAAGAGCAAAUGAAUGCCUUCAUGGAGAUCCAAAGGAGGAGGCUUGAGCUCGAUGCGGAGAAGCAAGCCAAGAUGCUUGAGAUGGAGGCAAAGAAGCAAGCCAAGAUGUUCGAGAUCGAAGCCGCCAAUGCCAAGACCAAGGCAAAAGAAGUGGCGCUCGCUAGCAUGAUAACGGGGGUGGAGAUCAUGAAGGUAGACCUGAACACCGUGUCCCCGAGGAAGAGGCCAUGGUUCGAUAAGAUGCAGGCUGACAUGCUCAAGUUUGACGACGAGUGA